AUCUCUUUCCUCCUGGUCAUUAUGCAUUGGGUUAAAAGGAGGACAUUUAACAUUUAUUGUAUGCCAAACAGUGCUAGGCCAUUCCGCAUGUUAUCUUAUUUAAUCCUCAUAAUUUAUCUGUGAAAUAUUUUCUAUUGUCCCCAUUUAUAAUUCCAAGUUGUUUGAAUUUUUUUUUAACCUUCCCAGACUUUAUAUCUGCUACCUCUCUGCCUAGAAUAGUGUUAUGCCUCCUUUUCGCAUAAUGAAUGCCUACUUAUUCCUCAGAGCUCAUCUCAGAUGCUACUAUUUUAAGGAAGCCUUCCCAGUCCCCUAGGUUUGUUUCCCUAUUAAACUGAUCAAAGGCUUGAAUUCCCUAUUACACUUCACUGAUCAAAGUGCACUGAUCUCAGUAGCACAAAUAACAAUGUGAUUAGUCAUUUAAUAUCUGUCAUUUCUGCUGAAGUGUAAGCUUCAUGAGCACAGUAACUGUGCCUGUAUCAUUUUUCUAUGUUACUUGUAGUGCCAACUAUAGUUCCUUGUUCAGUAAAUUAUUAUUAUAUGAUUAUGGCAAAUAAAUUCCAUAAACAGAAGUUGAACACUGGUCCACUGUAACUUCAAAACCUUCCUUUAAAUUGUACCAUAUGCAGAACCUAAGAAGUCAAGGAAGUAUUUCUUAAUAAAAUUACUCCAGAGGCUCUUCCUGAACUCUAUUUCAGUUCUAGAUUGGCUACCUAACGAUAAAAGUUAAGCAUUAAUUUUAUGUGGUUAGGGUGUGGUCUGAGAUAGAGAACCUGAAGUCUUUAAAGUCUCCCAAGUUCCAAGUAGGUAAUCCCUUCUGAGAAGUCCCACCUUUCUGAGCAGCUGUGUUUGAAGAAAGCUAGUGGGAAAAGUUCCAGGAUUACAUGUCAGGAAACUACAAGAGCUAGAAACAUUUGUUGAUUUACCAGUGUUUUUAACUUCCUGCUGGGCUGAAAACUGCUUGUUUUGUGGAAAAGCAAAACUUGACAGCAAACAUCUAAAAUGAAGAGCUCCCAAACUUUUGAGGAACAAACGGAAUGCAUUGUGAACACUCUACUCAUGGACUUCUUGAGCCCAACAUUGCGGGUUGCCAACCGGAACCUAUGCUGUGAAGAUGAAGUAGAUUCAGGAGAGCCUUGUUCUUUUGAUGUGGCUAUCAUUGCUGGUCGCCUUCGGAUGUUGGGUGACCAGUUCAACGGAGAAUUGGAAGCUUCUGCCAAAAACGUCAUUGCAGAAACCAUUAAGGGACAGGCAGGAGCUAUACUCCAGAACACAGUGGAAUCUCUCAGCAAGACCUGGUGUGCUCAGGAUUCCAGCUUAGCUUAUGAGAGAGCUUUUCUGGCAGUGUCAGUGAAACUUCUUGAGUAUAUGGCUCACAUUGCUCCUGAAGUAGUGGGACAGGUGGCUAUCCCCAUGACGGGUAUGAUCAAUGGGAACCAAGCCAUCCGGGAGUUCAUCCAGGGCGAGGGAGGUUGGGAAAAUCUGGAGAGCUGAAGAGGUGGAGCUAUUCACAAGACUGAACACUUCCUUGUUGACUGAUUGGGUGAUUGAUUCCUGGGAAUUCAAACAAACAAAAAAAAACUUUUUUCAUUUUAUCAGAACUGAACUUAGCUGAAUAAGUUAUUUUUUACUGAUUGUUAAAGUUGGGAGCAGCUGCCAGAGGCCUACAGAGUUGGUUUUUGUUUUGUUUUGUUUUGUUUUGUCAACUUAAUGCAAACCACAGAGAUUUUCUACUUUCUGUUUUCACAUGAGUUUUAAUGAGGUUCUGUUGAAGCAAAGACCCCUAGACAUGAAGUAAUGACUUGUUAGUAGUGGAAUUAUAAGCAAUAGGGCAGGCCUUUGCUGGAGGUAUUUUGAGAGAAAGGGAGAACAAUGGAAACUAUUUCUUCAGAUGUAGCCCUGUCUUUUGGUAAGAAUUGUGCCUACUAAUUUUGCAAUUUAAAGGAUUUCAGGAAGCUUUUUGGUUGAAAAAUCUUUUUUUUUUUUUAGAUGGAGUCUCACUCUAUCGCGCCAUUGCACUCCAGCCUGGGCUACAAAAGCGAAACUGUCUCAAAAAAAUAAAGAAAGAAAGAAAAUAAAUAAAGUUAUGCUUUUUCCUCUAUUCCUAGUUAAAUCACAACAGGUUAGUAAUCCAUAAAUGAUGUGUCCUGUUUCUCUUUAGUAGAAAUUAUAUUUUUGGCUACCAGUUAAGAAACUUGUACUCCUUUGUCCCUUAUGUUACUAUAAACUCAAGAUGAUGAGUUUUGUGGUAUUUGACUUCAUAGGCAAAAUCAAAAUUUUUACUUUGUUGCUAUUCUGUUUUAUGAAAUAAACUUCUGUCUAUGCAUUUGAACUAAGUUUCAGCAAAUUCAAUCUAAAUUGAAUAAUUUCAGCUCCCUGUUUUAUCCUAUGUUGCUCGUAAAACAGUUCCAAGUAUACUGCAUUAUCUUGAGAUUUGAAGAUAUGGUGCCCACGGGGAUUAUACUAGGCAAAUGCGUUAAGCAGCUCCGGCCUAGGUGUUGUGUAUUUUAGGACACUCUAUCUUAGGAGAGCUUAAGCAAUUGGGCUGCAGGAAGAAGACAUUGUAACCCAGGAAUUAAAAAUGGAUUCAGAUUGCCUGAUUUUAACACUUUAGUUUCACCAUAGGCUAAUUAUGUGACACUGGGCAAGAGACAUAAUUUUUCUGUACCUUAGUUUCUACAUUUGUAAAAUAGAGAUAAUUUGGUAACUUAUUAAUAAGAUUUUUGUGAGAGAUAAAUAAAACAAAUACACUUUGUAAAGGGUGAGUGCUUGGAAUAUUUUAAACACUGUGCCAUUAGCAAUUUGGAAUUCUAUAUUAUGCAGUUCAUAAGGUUCUAGCUUGACUUUUUUCUCUCUCCAUUAACCCUGUCUCUCACAGAUGCAAACCACUCCUAAUGGCUUUACUUUCACAUCAAUGUGAGUGAUUCCUAAAUAUGAUUUAUUUCCCUUCUCAAUUCCAUACGCACAGAUGCUUAUUAUUUAUUUAUGUGUACCUUUCUUAUCCCCAUACUCUCCCUGUUUGCGAUACAACUAGCUCAAAACCUCAGUCAUUUUUACCUUGUAUCUCUCUCUCCAGUCCAACUCACCCAACUAGUUUUUCUCAUUUGUUGCUUCCUUUUUGUCCUGGUUCUUCUACCAGAUUUAUUAGCAACUGCCUGGACUAUUAAUAAAGCCUCCUACUUAGGCUUUCAAUAGAUUGUUCUGUUCCUGCUCCAUUCCAGUCUGUCCUAUAUACUGCCAUCAGAUUGAUCAAAGCUGUGGUUUCUUUGUCUAUUGUUUUGCUUCAUUUUUAGAUAUGGUAUCAUUCAUUUUUAAAUUUAACAUACCAAUGAAGAUUACAAGACUUAAACAUCUUAUCAGAAGGGGGCAUUUAUUUUUUAAAUCAAGAAAUAACUUUCCAAAAGCAUUAGCUUUGAAUGUCAUUCUCUUAAAGUCCUUCAGUGGAACUUUUGAGUGUGAUUAGAUAUGUUCAUUAUCUUGAUUGUGGUGAUUUUAUGGGUGAUGAUUUCACACCAACUUAUCAAACUGUAUACUUUGAAAUGUGUAAUUUAUUGUACAUCAGCACUACCUUAAUAAGGUUGUUUAAAAAAAAAAAAACCUUCAGCGGCUCCCUACUGUUCAUCAAAUAAAGCCUGACUUUCAGUCUGAUAUUCAAAUUCCCCCAGUAUCUGACCCUAACUGCCCUAUAUAGCCUUUAUCAAUCAUGAUUCUCCUCUAUAAUCCCAAUGCUCUAGUAAAACCGAGCCAGUCACUAAAGCUGCCCUCCUCCUACUGUUCUCUAUGUUUCAUAUUGCUUUUUCUGAGGCUCUGCCUGUAGACAUCUUCAAGACCCAGCCCACCUGUUACUUUCUCCAUGAAGGCUAUCUGUAUAACCAGAACAAGAAGUGGUCUUUGCCUCCUUGAACUUUUGUUUGUACCACUUUCAUGUUUCUUAUCCAAAAAAUGGCCUUAAGUUGUAAUUAUCUGUAUAGUCAUCUUCCCCACUAGGAUAAAGGAUCGCUGAAUGAUACAAUUUGUUGUAUACUUCUGUAACACCCCUCCUCUUCAUUAUCUGGCAUGUACAUCGAUAUUAAAAAUAUUCAUUAAAUGAAUGAAUAACUGAUUGACU
Messenger RNA from Pongo pygmaeus (Bornean orangutan), 4105 nucleotides. It is a transcript of the gene BCL2L15, whose product is annotated as BCL2 like 15. The transcript has 5 exons. Lineage: Eukaryota; Metazoa; Chordata; Mammalia; Primates; Hominidae. The coding region runs from base 1000 to 1491 and encodes 163 amino acids. The record is from RefSeq and is a predicted model, not a curated record. Gene Ontology annotation, biological process: regulation of apoptotic process. Gene Ontology annotation, cellular component: cytosol; nucleus.